Messenger RNA from Cyphomyrmex costatus, 935 nucleotides. RefSeq lists its product as uncharacterized. The coding region runs from base 198 to 935 and encodes 245 amino acids. Lineage: Eukaryota; Metazoa; Arthropoda; Insecta; Hymenoptera; Formicidae. The transcript has 3 exons. The record is from RefSeq and is a predicted model, not a curated record.
CGAUAUUAUUAGCAGACGUAGUCGAUUGAUCGUCAAUUGUUGAACACAAUGUUACUUUUAGAGCGAUGCGCUGAAAACUUCAAGCCAUUCUUGACAUUUAUAACAAAAUUUUCUGUUAUUUCAAACCCUCAAAAUUCCAAGUAGAUUUUGAAUUUGAAACUAAUUCAAUUAAAAAUAUUACACGAAUAAGAACAAACAUGAGUGGAUUCAGGAUAUGGGCAUUGCAUGACCUAUCAUAUAUUCUGCCCACUAAAACCUUGCAGCAUGAGACGCACGUGCCCACGAAUACAUUUAAACGUUGUCUUUCAAAUUUCCUCAACUCCUCUCGCAAGCAAGAGAACGUUCAUGAGGGCAGAGGAAUUAACUUAACAACAAUUUCCAAUAAUUCGGAACCUAUCUUUACAACAUGGAUGACUUUACAUGAAAUCGCUACGACAACCUACAGUUCUCGAUCGCCCACAUAUUUUUUGCCUUUGCCUCCCAAAGCGAGUACGGAAAUAACGCGUCCGGAGGUAUUGAAAUCUCUCAUUAAGUACGAAAAGUUAUUAGAUAGAAAUUCAGUGUCCAGAAACAAAAGGCUUUCGUACAUCCACGCUGACGAUCUCAAUUUUGUAUGUAACGACAAUACUAUGAUAAAAUCUGAUAACGUCCACUGUGAUAAUUGCACUUCAAGAGUAAUUCCUCAACGAAAUCAAGAAUCCAAAAUUAAUCAUACAAUCGAGCAAGAGUCGACUUGUACUAUUGGCAAAAGUUUGGAUUCUCCAUCUUCCACAAAAAAUAUGACGCGCCGCAAUCUCCAGAAUUUCGGAAUUACACGCGGAAAGAUCUCUCGAGCACAACGAAGCAACGGAUUCAGUUCUCGCAGUCCUCUCGAUGCGUUUUGCAAACGUCAACAAAUACCUCCAAGCCAUCGCCAUCUUCAUUUGAAACAUUGA